AUGGCAACGAUAAAGUUUGGACAAGCGACAAACACAAUUUUUAAUGUUAGUCGGAACAAAUAUGGAGAAAAGCGAGCUUAUGUUCAUCCACAUGGUUAUGCUUCUGCAGCUAGCGGGUGGUCUCCUACUGGCUACCUUCACCCCAGUGGCAGUUUAAACAAGAUCGAAGAGGAAAAACGCAUCGAGGAAUUCCAAAGAACGAAACUCCGCGAUUUCACGAUACGGGAGCUUGUCGAUUUUGAUAUAGUUAGUGGUAGAAUUCUGGAAGAAGCAGAUCUUGAAUCAAUUCCAAUUCAUCCUAUAUUCUCACAAAAUAUGUGGGAGAAACUUGGGCAGAGACAACGAGAAUGGCCUCUACAAACGCCCGAAUUGAUGGAAGGUGGUCAUUACAUCAUGGAUAACCCUUAUAUAUUGAAGGAAAUGAAGCCAGUUCUCACAUUAGCAAGUGCAUUUCUUUCUGAAAUGCAUACUUUACCAUUUUUAGAUGCAAUGCUCUUAGGGCCUCGAAAACCGGUGAAUUCGUGGAAAUCAAAAAUUCCGCUUCCGGACGGUCUUUAUACAUUCUGGCGCAGAGAUCAAGAAGCUAGGACGGCAAAUGGUUCUGAAGAAUGCGAGAAGGCUUUUACUAAACGUUUAAAAGCGCUACACAAAAAAAUAAUAUGGGGGUUUGCCCAUGGCAACCGUAUGCCAUGGGACGACGCUCCUAUAAAGACAAAUUGUCUUGGUAUCACUCACAUGGGAUGGGAUAGUGCUGACAGAGAAGUCAUUUGGAUUUAUUUGGACAUCAAGAUCUGUGAUUUACUAUUGAGGAAUGACUUGACCUCUGCAGAGAAAGCUGGUGCCCAAUAUUACUUAGCAAUUACUAUGAUUCAUGAACUAACGCAUGCAAUUGGUUUCGACUUUCGUGACGAUCCCAACAUCAGGCUUUGCGAUGGGUACGAGCCAUAUUUCGAGAAUUCACCUCAGUGCGAACUGGGAUUUGAAAUGGAAAACAGUGUUUUUGGUGGUAUCAUCGAACCAGUCUUCAAAGCACCUGCAGCUCCGCUUGCAUAUAGGAUGGCAUCCAGUUAUCCCUGUUGGUGUCAUGUGAGCUUGCGGAAUAUGGAAACAAUGGUUCUGGAGCUGGCUGAGGAAUAUAAUAAUGUGCUAUAUACUUACUUUAUCCCGAUUCAAACCUACGAGGAUUUGAGAAAAUUGAGCUUUUGGGAUACUGUUAUUCGGCGGUUUGGCUUCUCGGCAAUUCAUGCUCGGUCAAUAAGAUAUGGGUGGGGAGCGUUGUAUUUAUCUGACUGGAGUGGCCAAGACGAAUACGGUGUUCCCGAAUCGGCGUUGAUGAAAUCAUCUAGAUUUACGUUCCACGAAGGGAGACAAAAAGCUAAGAUUAAAGAAUUAGCCGAAUUGGUCGAAUUGUACCAGGCAAAACAACUUUCACCGUCAAGAAAGACAGCCUUCAAAGUUUUAGAUGAUAUAAUGACAAGUGCAUCAAAAGAAGAACAGUUCUAUGACUUCACUCAGAAGCAAGAAGACAAGCUCUCCGCAAUACGUGAAGCUUGCAUCGAGCUGCAAAAACCAUCAAAUGCUGCUGAUGCAGGACAACGUGGUGAAGUAGCUUUACUGCUUAUCCCAAAGCUCGAGCAAGCAAUAGUAGCCCACAAAGAAGCUUUCGUACUCCUAGAAACCUCGGAAGCGUUAAGGCAUGGAAAAUUUCGAGAUCGUCGCGCCACGCUUUUUCGUUGGAAUGUCGGUACUCGUAAAUUGCUCAAUGAUAUACUUACCGGAGUGGACGAAGCACCAAAUAAAGAUGAGAAUCUCAUCGCAACUCUUGAACAACUCGCCCAGUUCCUUGUCCAGCUCGAAGAUGUACGGUUGAAAAUCUUCCCCCCAUUACCUACUUGGACAAUCGGACACGAAUUUAAGCCCGAGGGAAUCGAAGAAUUGAAACAAUGGCCUGAGAAUCUCUUCUCAGGAGAACUUGCAGAAUUGGAUUUCAUGUAUCAUCUCUACACUGCAGCGUUGGAACCUAAUUUGAGUAGAUGCCGUGCUUUGGCAGCAAAUAGGAUGAUGAAAAAUCAGGGUUCGUCGUCGAUAUCCUUUUAUUGUCGCUUUGUGUGCAUGACUCUGGCGGUGGUGUGUAGUGAUGACUGGAUGGAGAAGGACUGGGAAGAGAGGAAUAUAGUGGUGGAAGAGAAGUUGCAGUGGUUGAAAACUAUGAGGGAGGGGUGUACGGUGUUGUGGGGGAGUACUUUUGAGGGGUGGAUACAGUGGUUUGAGGGGAGGAGGAUGAAGAGGGAGGAUGAAAAGGCGGCUGAGGAGGCGGCGAGGACCUUGGAGUAG
Botrytis fragariae is the source of this 2334-nucleotide messenger RNA. RefSeq lists its product as uncharacterized. Bases 1 to 2334 code for a protein of 777 amino acids. The record is from RefSeq and is a predicted model, not a curated record. Lineage: Eukaryota; Fungi; Ascomycota; Leotiomycetes; Helotiales; Sclerotiniaceae. The transcript has 4 exons.